Molecule: messenger RNA, 1374 nt
Organism: Cicer arietinum (chickpea)
Lineage: Eukaryota; Viridiplantae; Streptophyta; Magnoliopsida; Fabales; Fabaceae
Source: RefSeq, a predicted model, not a curated record
AUGGAUAAAAAUGAAGAAGAUGAACUUUCAUCCUCUCGAGUACCCGGUCCUCACGAAGAGGAUGAGUCUGACCCAACCUCACAGCAACCUCCAAGAGGAUGGAAAACAGUCACACAUCAUCCUCCAGAUCUAACCAUUGGGAAUACUGAAGAUGGUUAUUCUCAAACCAUCCCCUUCAGUUUGUUUCCUCCUCUCAACAAAAUGGCUCGCAUCAAAAGUACAGCCAAGAGAAAAAUCUCAUCUUUUGAUCCUGAAACAGAUUCACAAAACUAUUCAAGCUCUGAAUCCGCUGGCCAAAAAAUAAGUCACAAGUCUGCCUCUCCUCCUCAGGUACCUCCUCAAACUCCUUCUAAAAAAACCAAAAAUCCCUCAUCUUCAAAACCCACUGCUUCAACUAGAAAACCCUCAAGAGUUCAGUAUGGGGCUGUCUCUUCAAGGAAAAAGGUUCCUCAGGACUUUACUGUUCAUGUGAAAUGUUGUUCAUCAUCCAAAACAACUUCUUCUGUUCCUCUUUUUGACUCCACAGAUUCGGAGACAAAUUAUACCUCAAAAUGGAUCAAUAAAUUUUUGGUUCAUGGCAAGCACAUUGACCUAAUUAAUUUGAAAAAUGGUGGCUUUAACGUUGAAGAAGAGUUUGAUAAGUUAGGAUGGACCUCCUUUUUUAGAGUAAUUGAACCACAAUACACACGGCUGGUAAAGGCGUUCUAUGUUGCAUGUAAUGGUUGUAAAGGAAGCCCUGGUUUCAGUUUUGUACUCGAAGGAGUAUACUUGGAAGUAAACCCCACUACCUUAUGCAAAAUCCUUGACCUACAAGAUGCUGGAGCUCACUGCUUUGCUGAAACCUGGUAUAUGCAAUAUUUGAUCACUCGAACUUCUGUUCUUCAAAACAUCAUGAUAAAUCCUCUUAAGCCUCUCGUAGCUUCAAACCUUCCUCCUAUGUGUCGGAUUUUUCACAACAUUUGUGUUCACUCGAUAGUGCCUCGAGCUGGGAGCUUUGAAAAGGUAACCAAACUUGAUAUUCUGAUUAUUCAUCAUCUGUUGACUGGAACACCCCUUCAUUUGGGCAAUAUCAUUUGUAGCUACAUGUUGAAUGCUGCCAUUGUGGUUCGAUCAGCUCCCUAUGGAAUGAUCUUGACCAAAGUAUUUAAGUUCUUUAAGGUACCUCUUGAUGAUGAAGAAAGUAUUCAGUGCAAUAACUUCUUUUCUAUGAAAAUUAUCAAACAAAUGCACAUUGAUCUGCCUAAACAAACCCCCACCUCAAGGAAGAAGAAAUCAGCUUCAAAGAAACAGAAGUCUGCCUCUCCACCAUCUCAUUCUCGCACCCCCACUUCCUCAUUUAACUCAGCUGGCUCAACGCUUCCUCAAUCUCCAUAA